AUGAGUGCUCCAGAACCUUUGGUUUUGCAAGCACUACAAGGCUACACUGAACAGUGUGAUAAGUGGCCUGGACCACGCGUUGUAAAGAUUUACAUAGCAUCGCCAUACAAUGAAUUUCGUGAGGAAAGACGACAUCUCCUUGAGUUGGUUGGCCCAGAACUGCAGUCGACAUACGACGAUCGACAUAUUGAGAUUGAGUUUGUUGAUAUGCACUACGGUACCGACGGUAAAGAUGAAACUAAUCCCGCACUUUUACGAUAUCAUUUGAAAGAAAUCCACUGUUGUAAUAAUACAUCGAAGGCUGGGUAUUUUCUUUGUUUCAUCGGCGGUGAUGCAUCACAGUACCAACCCGUUUUGCCCUUCAAAAUUCCAGUGGAUGUUUUCGAAAAACUCGUCAAAUCGGAUUCAGCUCAAGCGGCACUUAUACGUGCAUGCUACAGGCUUAGCGAUGAUAAAACCUACCAAUUGGAAGGCGACGAUAAAUGGUUCAGCGAUUUAAUUGAACGAGAAGAGCAACGCAAGCGCCUGUCAGUAAUUGAGAAAGCUUUUAAAGCACUAGCUCUUGAAACCCUAGAUGAUAAAGAUGGAGUCGCUGAUUUAUUACGAAGCCCAACUGAAAUAAAAUGCGAACUAGCAUUGGAAUUGUUAUCAAGUGGUAAGCAUCCAAAAGGAAUGAUAGCUAUCUUAAGGGAUAUUCCUGAUCUCGAACAUGAUGAUACGAAAUUGACUAUUUUAGCAUACAACAGAUUAAAAAACUUACAAAAGAAACUAGAAGAAGCUUUGCCCGACAACCAUGUUAUAAGAUUAGAGGUAUCAUCAGCUGAUUCAUCAAGGACAGACGUGGCUUCAGAUAAUGACGAAAAGCUCUCGCCAUUUAGAGAUCGGGUUCAAGCAGUUGUCAGUGGAUUGAUCGAUGAUAGUUUAAGUACUGAACCAGAUCAAGGACGAGGAAGAAAAAAGACUGUACAGGAAGUUUUUCUGGAACAUAUUACACAUCUUAGGAUAUGUAUAGAGCACAAUUCUCUUUACAAAGUGACAGUUAAAGAACUUGAAGAUACUACAAGGAAAAUAUUAAAUACUGUCAAAGAGAACUACGAGAACCAAGAAACGCCAGAUAAUCACAGCUAUGGAGACUAUAUAGACAGUGCCUUUGAUAAUUUAGAGACGGUUUUCGGAGCUAAAGCUUUUAGCAAAUUAGCAGGCUACAUUACUUGUUCAGAAUUUGGCCUUACUGAACUUGAACUUUUGGAGCUUUUAAUGCCUACUAGUAAUAGUGAAGCUGUUAUAAUGUUGCAAGACGCUAACUUUAACUUUUCUACAUUGUGCGUAACUAAACAUAUGAUGGAUUCUCUAAUUUUGGAGAACGUAGUAUCCGGUCGGUGCACGUGGCGAUGGCGUGCGGCGGCGGCUGGAGCAAGGGCGCGAAGACGUUAUGUUCGCGUUCAGAGCGCUUUACGCGAUGCCCAUUCGGACCUUGCCGCAUUACACUUCGCAAAUUUUUUGCAUGAAUCCGAUGACACGGAUACGUCGGAGGCGCAGGAAUUAGGAUGUGUUGAUGAUGAUGACGCGCUGCUUGAUUCCACACCAUUCCACUCGGCCAGUAGAACUGCUGCAGCCUUUACACAGCGCCAUGUCGAGGAAUCAUGGCUGCAUCUUUUGCUGGCUGGGGAUUUUUCGAAAUUGAAGGAUCUUACCGUCUGCAAUUUCGACUUCUUACUUGCUGCUGUGCAAACUGUAACAAUAUCGUAUCUGCGCUGCAUAUUAGAACAUGUCCGGUGCUAUAUCCUUGACCGAGACGUUGAACUGGUCUACGGCGCAGUGAGGAAAUCGAGUGACAUUUUGACCCGCGACCCGAUGCAAUUAGGAGCUCAGAUUAUUGCGUGGCUAAGACCGGCCAUAGCACGCCGAGGUGUGCUCGCAACUUUGGUGACGGCCGCGAUGGCAUGGUGUGACGGUUACGAUAAGCCCUUACUGGUGCCGUUGAAUGGAUGGCUGCAACCGCCUAUAGCAUCAACGGUCCGAGUCAUGUCAGUGGGCGGUUCUUCCCCCGGUGCGGGGGCUCGUCUGCUGCAACUCGCUCCAUCGGGACAACACCUCGUGCUUGCACCUUCAGCUGGCGACCCGCAACUCUGGCAUGUUAUGUCGAACUCGAGGGUCCACACCUUUAAAGGUCACUCUGGUCGAGUUUUGUGCAUGUGCGUGACCCGGGAAUCCCAAUACCUCGUCACUGGUUCUGAAGACACGAGUGUCAUCGUUUGGGACCUUCACACGCUAGCAGUUAAAAUCAAAGUCUUGGAACACAUAGCGCCAGUUCUGUGCGUUGCUGCGAUUGUGAACAGAUCUUUGGUCAUCAGUGGGGGAGAGGAUUCGGCUAUAAUCGUCACAUCUUUGGUAGACGGUGCUUUGGUGACUAAAAUCGACCAUCACAGAGGGCCGGUCACGUCGGUGAAAGUGAUACAAGACGGGGAGAUACUGGUCACCGGUUCCCAAGAUGGGACCGUUAUCACUUGGAACGUCGAAACCUUCACAAUUCUGAGCACGGUGUCCGCAGGCGUUCCGAUACACGCUAUGGACGUGACCGAUGAUAACGUCUUUCUCAUAACAUUACAAGGGGACAAUGAGCUACAUCUGAGAACUUUUAUUACAGGCACUUACUUGCACGCAUUAAAAAGACAUAAAGCGAAGGUGAAAUGUUUCUGCGUGGCCCACGACUCAUCCAGAGCUGCCGUAGGCUGUGCUGAUCAGCGCAUUUAUAUAUACAGCCUUCACAGUGGUCAACUACUGCGAACUUUAGCAGCUGCUCAUGAUCUAGCUGCGUUGGCGGUUGCAGACAAAGAUCACUUUUUGUUUGCUGCAGGCGGCCACAGAGUGACCAUUUAUUCAUUCCACACAGAAGAUAACUUAACAAACUUCAGACCAACUAAGCAAAUGAAAAGACGACAAACAAAAUCGACGACUAACAUAACUUUACUACAGGCAGAACAAAGUGAACUGAUACCUAUAAGUUGUUUAGAAGUGUCGCGUGAUGGACAGUUGGCCGCCAGUGGUUGCGCGAGAGGAUUAGUCCGUGUCUGGCACCUCUCAACCCAUAAACUGCAGACAACGUUAAACGGGCACAUGGGGCAUAUCACAUGCGUUACUUUCUCGCCUAAUAAUUUGCUAGUAUUGAGUGGCUCGGAAGAUAGAACUGUAGUUGUGUGGCAGCUAGCCGAUAAUUCACCGUCAUUGACUUAUAAGGGCCACUCCGCAGCGUUGCAGACAUUAUUGAUGAUGUCGGAUGGCCGGCGCGCCAUGUCAGGAGAUAGAGCCCGAAACAUUCACGUUUGGCUUGUGGACUCUGGAAUCAUAUUACAUUCUACAAACGGUCCAUCCGCUAGUAUCGAUGUUACGUUGAAUAUGAAGUUUGCAGUACUGUCCGAUGGUGAUAAUUCUAUUCGUAUAUGGGCGUUAACUGGUGGUGAUAGUGGUGAAGAAAGGCGUUCUGUGUCACAUGCAGAGCGAAUCACCUGCUUUGCUCUGACAGCCGACUCACAAAAUGUGGUGACUGGCUCCAUGGAUAUGUCACUCAAAGUGUGGCAGUUAGACGGAGGAAAACUAUCACAGGUUCUGGUGGGUCAUACGGAUAUAGUUACUUGCGUCGCCGUCUCUAUUACAAACAAGACUCAAGUUGUGUCAGGAUCUUGGGACUUCAACUUGAUUGUUUGGGAUAUUAACACUGGCUCAGACAUACAUCUGCUCUCGGGCCAUUUGGGCAAAGUGACAUGUGUUAAGGUUACUGGGGAUGGCACCAUCGCUGUAUCAGGAGCUGAAGAUAAAACAUUAAUAAUAUGGGAGACGAAACGAGGCUUAGCUCUCACCUCAUUAGCCCUCCAUGUACCAUUACUUGGAUUUCAAAUAACAAGUGACUCCGCUCGUAUUGUAGUUCAUCUACUAGACAGAGGUUGCUUACCGAUCAUAUGCCUGCAUAAUACUCCCGCCACAUAUGUUAAGAUUCCUACAUAUGCCGCACCGACAAAAGAUAUAGACGAACUUCGACCACUAGCUCCGAAACGGCCAAUGAGAAGGUUACUUAAGAAAGAAGUAUCACUUGAUACCUAUACGUGGCAGAAGAAAUACGGACACCUAACAUCAGCCGCCAUGAUGGCACAAGUGGAUGAACGUUUAAAAAGAAGAUUCUCCGUAUCAGCUUCAAUGGAGGAAAUAUCAAAAAUUCAAGAGGCUAAGAAUAAGGAUUUGGGUUCUCAGGUGAGCCUCGGUCCCGAAGAAGCAGCAAUAGCGCAAUCGCAACAUUUUGAUCAACUAGAAGCCCUUUGGAACAAAAUUUCACCACCACGACGUCGCUCCAACAAGUCUUUAUCAAAACAAAGUUCGCUAAUUGAAAGUCGUUUUGACUCUUCUGAUGAGGAACACACGCCUGUAGAAGAACAAGAGCACAUUGUUGAA
This is a messenger RNA of Iphiclides podalirius (scarce swallowtail), 4443 nucleotides long. The record is from the annotation of a GenBank genome assembly. NCBI's taxonomy places the organism in Eukaryota, Metazoa, Arthropoda, Insecta, Lepidoptera, Papilionidae.